Messenger RNA from Oryctolagus cuniculus (rabbit), 3353 nucleotides. RefSeq names its product secretory carrier membrane protein 5 (gene SCAMP5). Lineage: Eukaryota; Metazoa; Chordata; Mammalia; Lagomorpha; Leporidae. The record is from RefSeq and is a predicted model, not a curated record. Gene Ontology annotation, biological process: protein transport. Gene Ontology annotation, cellular component: trans-Golgi network membrane; recycling endosome membrane.
AUGGCGCGGGUGGGGGUGGGAGUUUGCACAUUUGCAAGCUGGGGCCAGACCGCACUCGACUCCGUUCCGGCGUCCGGUCCGCCCGGGCCCGAGAACCAGCACCGCGGACAGCUCCCGCCCCCGGCCGCGGGGGGCUGCCGCGCCGCAGGCUCUCGCGAACGCAGGCAUCGGACCCAGGAGCGGAGCGGGAGUCUCGCGAGAGCGGCUGCUGCCGCUGCGGGGGCCCGGGCGCGCGCGCGCGCGCACGCGAGGCCAGCCCUGGGCGCGCGCUCCCGCCCCGCUCCGCCCCGCCCCGGAGCGGCUCGAGGCCGGCCCCGCGCCGCAUCCUCUGUGCCUCGCUGCGCAGCGCGGCGGCCUCUCCGCAGCCGGGUGGUCGCGGCAGUUCAAGACAAAAGGCGUGGGCAGGCUGCUGGGCCAGCAGGUGCCAUCAUGGCCGAGAAAGUGAACAACUUCCCCCCGCUGCCCAAGUUCAUCCCGCUGAAGCCCUGUUUCUACCAAGACUUCGAGGCGGACAUCCCCCCCCAGCACCUCAACAUGACCAAGCGGCUCUACUACCUCUGGAUGCUGAACAGCGUCACACUGGCCGUGAACCUGGUGGGCUGUCUCGCGUGGCUGAUCGGAGGCGGGGGAGCCACCAACUUUGGCCUCGCCUUUCUCUGGCUCAUCCUCUUCACACCCUGCUCCUACGUCUGCUGGUUUCGGCCCAUUUACAAGGCCUUCAAGACCGACAGCUCCUUCAGCUUCAUGGCGUUCUUCUUCACCUUCAUGGCCCAGCUGGUCAUCAGCAUCAUCCAGGCCGUGGGCAUCCCCGGCUGGGGCGUCUGCGGCUGGAUCGCCACCAUCGCCUUCUUCGGUACGAACGUGGGCUCGGCGGUGGUGAUGCUCAUUCCCACGGUCAUGUUCACGGCCGUGGCGGUCUUCUCCUUCAUCGCCCUCAGCAUGGUUCAUAAAUUCUACCGGGGCAGCGGGGGCAGCUUCAGCAAAGCCCAGGAGGAGUGGACCACGGGGGCGUGGAAGAACCCGCACGUGCAGCAGGCCGCCCAGAACGCAGCCAUGGGGGCGGCCCAGGGGGCCAUGAACCAGCCGCAGACUCAGUACCCCGCCACCCCCAACUACACGUACUCCAACGAGAUGUGAGCCGCACGGCUGCGGCCCGCGGGGCAGGGGGCUCAAGCCACAGCGUCCGUGUGGCGACCAAGCAGGGUUCCCCCUUCCCUCUCCUCCUCCUCCUUUUCCUCCUCCUCCUCCCUCUUUGUACAGAGUCAGAGUUAUAUAUAUAUAUCUCUCUCCACGUAUCUCCGUGCCCGUCUGCGUCUGUCCCCGCCCCCCGAGCCGGGGGUGCUGCAGGGGCGCUGUCUCGGGCGGCGGUAGCUGCGUCCGUGUCUCCUUGUGAAAUAGUGUGCCGUGGAGGUCUCUUGUCGUGGUGCUAGAUGUAUGUUUAGAACUAAACCAGCCCCCCACCCUCCUCCUGGCCACCCCCUCUGACCCUGGCCCCGGGACUCCUUGUGGGGCCGGGGAGGCAUCGCAGAGAGCCCGGCGCGCUCUGCCCUGUACCGCAGCGCUGACCGUCUCCACCAUGGAUCUCACGGCGCAGCUCCUGGUGGUGGCGGCGGGACAGGCAGGGGCCCUUCCCGGAUCCUCCUGCCCUGGGUCCCCUCCCCUGUUGGCGGCUCCCCUGCACUGUCUUCCCUCCCCACGCGGCUUUCCUUUGUCUCCCCGAUGUCUCUGCUCCUUAGACUGAGCCCAGAUCUCCAAAUGAUCUGAUUUGCACAUCCAGGAAGCUGACAGGGCCUGAGCCAUGUGUAGGCGGGGCACACAGCUGGACAUGCCCAGCCCAGGGAGCCCAACGCAGGGGCGGCCUCUUUGGCCCUGAGAGAGGCCUCUCUUCCCUUCUCUGCCCCCCCAUCUCCCCAAGCCCCCUCGAGCUCCGCUCUCUAUGUCCCCCUGUCUCCCCCCGUCCCUGCAGCUGCUGUGUCCUGUCUCCCCCCACCCGCACACUGCCUCGCUGGGGCUGGGUGGUGGUAGGCAGGUGUCAGGUGCAGAGGCACAGCUGGAGCUGAGGCAUGGACGAACCGUAGGUCCCCUGGGGAGGUCCGGCUGGCCGCAGCCUGCCGGGGCUUCUAGGUGCCUCUGAGUGACCUGGCUGUUCUGCUUGGGCCUGGUGGGGGCCAGGGCUCGGGGCUAGGCCUGGAGAGGAGGUCAGAGGCGCGGGCACGCAGGGCCCAGGGCGAGGGGAGCCCGCCUGCCCCAGCCCGGUUGGCUCGUGGGCACGUGAACUCAGGGUCCGGGAGGAAGCACAGGCUGAGCCCAGCGGCAAGCACGGGGCCUGGGUGGGACUUCUGGUGGGGCGCAGGGGGGAGGGGCGGAGGGGAGGCUCUUUGGCUUCAGGGCUUCUUUUUUUUUUUUAAUCAGCUUGAGAUCACUGGCUCCCCUCUGCGCACAGGGCUGGGCUCCUGGCCCUUCCUCCCUGUCAGAGCCCCUCCCCUUCCAGGAGACUGGCUUGAGGCCUCUGAGUCCACUGGGAUCACUGUGCUGGUGGCUGGCAGGGGCCCAGUGCUGUCACCUGGAGGGGAGGGGGCCCUUCCCCGGGACCCCGGGACCCCGGGGGCAGCGGCCCCUUUUCCCACCCUCCCUUCUCCCAAGAGAAGCCCCCCGGGCGCUGUGGACCGGAAAACCAGACCCCACUCGGCCACGCUGGGCAGGGUGCAGCUUGGAGCCCACACCUGGGCCUCCAGGCCACCCUGAGCUUGGAGCCUCAGGCACUCGGGAAAGUCCUCCGCCUCAGGCUUGGGCUGCGGAGUAGAACUGGCUCUCUCCGCUUCAUUUCCUCUCUGGAGCGCAGUUGUCUCGCCCCGAUACCUGAAAGGAGCCUCCGACCAACUAGGUCCCGCCUCCGCUUCCCUCCCCCCGGCCCGGGCCUGUGGCUCCCUGGCCUGAGCUCCAGCCGCCAGCCUGACAUCCAUGACCUGCUCAGUGCCGCCUGUGGUCAGUGUCCUGUCCUCCCUGCCUGAGACCUGUGUGGCCGCGCCCUGGCAUAACCCUUGGGGAGCCUGUGACCUGGAUGAGCCCAGCUUGGUCAGGCCCUGGGAUGCGGCAACUCUGCACUUUCCUGGGGGAGGGCCUCGUGUGAGAGGGGGCGGGGGGUUGGGGUGGAGGAGGGCCCAGGCCAGCUCUAGGGACCCUGGGGUCUGCGGCCAGCCGGGGGCCUCUUCUGCAUCCUCCUGGUGCCCAGUGUGUCUCCUUGUCCCCGGGAGACACAGCCCAUUCCCCAGCUGGCAGUUGACCUGCCUGAGCCACCGUGUCCGUCUGUGGUGACUGAAUGAGCCGUAAUAAAAGGACCAUUCGGCCCUGCG